This is a messenger RNA of Lathyrus oleraceus (garden pea), 958 nucleotides long. RefSeq names its product mitochondrial import inner membrane translocase subunit TIM17-2. Gene Ontology annotation, molecular function: transmembrane protein transporter activity. Gene Ontology annotation, biological process: protein import into mitochondrial matrix. The record is from RefSeq and is a predicted model, not a curated record. Bases 169 to 777 code for a protein of 202 amino acids. NCBI's taxonomy places the organism in Eukaryota, Viridiplantae, Streptophyta, Magnoliopsida, Fabales, Fabaceae. The transcript has a single exon. Gene Ontology annotation, cellular component: TIM23 mitochondrial import inner membrane translocase complex.
ACUAUAAAAAUUUAAAGUAUAAAUUAAAUAUGCAUAAAAAAUAGGGAGUAUUAAUUAGCACUAGCUCGUCCCUUCUGGUUUUGUCUAAACGAAACCCCAACCGCCGGCGAACGACAUCGUUUUCUGUUAACGAAACCCUAAUCGAAUAACGAUACCGUUUUGAUCAAAAUGGGAACACCGGAAACUUCACGAGAGCCGUGUCCAGAUCGCAUCCUAGACGACAUCGGAGGAGCCUUUGGAAUGGGCGCCGUCGGCGGCUCCGCCUUCCACUUCCUCAAAGGUCUCUACAAUUCCCCGAAAGGCGAUCGAUUAAUCGGUGCAACACAAGCGGUUCGUCUCAACGCUCCAAGAAUCGGUGGUAGUUUCGCUGUUUGGGGUGGUCUUUUCUCCUCUUUUGAUUGUACUAUGGUUUACGUUCGUCAGAAAGAAGAUCCAUGGAAUUCGAUUGUUGCUGGUGCUGCUACCGGUGGUUUUCUUGCUAUGCGUCAGGGUUUUGCUGCUUCUGCUAGAUCCGCUGCGUUUGGCGGUGUUCUUCUUGCGCUUAUUGAAGGUGCCGGGAUUGCGCUUAAUAAGUUUCUUAGUGCUCAGCAGCCUAUGCCGAUUAUGAUGGAUGAGAUGCCGCCGCAGACUCCGGAGAAUUCGGAUUCCAACAAGUCGUGGUUUGGUGGAAUCUUCGGUGGGGCCAAGGAAGAAGAGAAGAAUACUAGUGGAGGAAGCGAUGUUAAGAUUCUCGAGAGUUUUGAUGCUCCUCCUGUGCCUAAUUUCGAGUACAAGUGAAUUAGGGUUUGGUUUGGUUUUGGCCUAUGAGGUAGUGAUUUUUGUUAUGUUCUUGAAUUUGAAAAUUUAGGGGUUUGUUUUGAACCUCAAUUGGUGAUUAUCUAUCAUACUUUUAAUUACUUAUCUGGUUAGUUCUUGUUUUGAAAUCUACAAUAAUAAUAGUGGUAGAUUUUCUUUACAA